AUGGGGUCGAGCCCAAUUGACAGCGUUGUCUCGCCGUCGCUCCGUGUCUGGAACACGACCAACCUCUUUGUUGCUGACGCGUCCGUGAUUCCCGUGAUUCCCAACGGCAACGUCCAUUCGACCGUCGUCAUGGUGGCGACCCAAGCCGCGACGCUCGUGGCCGCGGCCUUGGCCGACCAGGCGACCGUUGCCUAG
Saprolegnia parasitica CBS 223.65 is the source of this 195-nucleotide messenger RNA. RefSeq lists its product as hypothetical. The record is from RefSeq and is a predicted model, not a curated record. NCBI's taxonomy places the organism in Eukaryota, Oomycota, Saprolegniomycetes, Saprolegniales, Saprolegniaceae. The transcript has 2 exons. Gene Ontology annotation, molecular function: oxidoreductase activity, acting on CH-OH group of donors. The coding region runs from base 1 to 195 and encodes 64 amino acids.